Molecule: messenger RNA, 2427 nt
Organism: Chenopodium quinoa (quinoa)
Lineage: Eukaryota; Viridiplantae; Streptophyta; Magnoliopsida; Caryophyllales; Amaranthaceae
Product: probable dolichyl pyrophosphate Man9GlcNAc2 alpha-1,3-glucosyltransferase
Exons: 7
Coding region: 651-2201 (516 amino acids)
Biological process (GO): protein N-linked glycosylation
Cellular component (GO): endoplasmic reticulum membrane
Molecular function (GO): dolichyl pyrophosphate Man9GlcNAc2 alpha-1,3-glucosyltransferase activity
Source: RefSeq, a predicted model, not a curated record
AUUGAAAAAGUAAGAAAGAGAGUGGUGGGCAAACAUUAUUUUUUAUCAUCAUUGAGAGAGAAAUUGUGAAAAAAAAUUGCCCAUGGGCAAAACUGAUUUGUUGAGAGAGAAAGUGGGUAGAGAGAUAUUAAACAAGCAUUAUUUUUGCCCACCAUUGAAAGUGGUCUAAGAGGAAUAUCUAAUGCAAUUUUAGUUUUUUCAUGGUUAACAUUCCCAUAAAUUUUUAUUGACUAGAGAGGCUUAAUUGUCUAUUUUUCAUGGUGUUUGGAAAGGUUAAAUGCUCACGAAUUUCCAAUUUCUUCACUAUAUUUUUUUUUUUCCUUUUGUUUUUCUUAAUUUUUUUUUUCUUAAAAAAUUAUUUUUAUAGUCAACCAAACAAGCAUUUUUAAAUUUACUCGACACAACCCUUCAAACCCCAAAAUGCCCCUCCGGCAACUACACUCGAUUAGUCGACAUUCUCUCCCAAACUCCAAAUAACAGAAAUUACAUAACAAAAUUUUGUUGGUUGAAUCUAGCGUACUGUUGAAACAGUUCUGAGCUUCUCUCCUCCAUUGAAGCAGCUUCUGAAGCCUUUCUUGAAAAACCAUGAUGGAUUUGUCGGGGAAAAUGUAAAAAACCGGUGUUUUGUCUGGUGAGCUAGGCAGUGUGAGAUGGGGAACAAAAAGGAAAGAAAGGUCAUUAUUAUUGAUCAGAAUGACAAAAAUCCAUGGUGGUGGUCACUUAACAAAGGUUUCGGAGCCUCUUUCUUGUGCAUCUCCCUUUUUGCAUUGUUAGUUAGGCUAGCUGUUUCCCUUCAUCCUUACUCUGGUGCUGGAAAUCCCCCAAAAUUUGGCGAUUUUGAAGCCCAGAGGCAUUGGAUGGAGAUUACUACUAAUCUUCCUGUUAAGGAAUGGUAUCAUAAUAGCACUGCCAAUGACUUGAGCUACUGGGGCCUCGACUACCCUCCACUGACUGCCUAUCAAAGCUAUGUUCAUGGCAUCUUCUUAAAGUCAGUCCUCCCUGAAUCUGUUUCCCUUUUCACUUCUCGUGGUCACGAGUCUUAUUUUGGAAAGUUGCUGAUGAGAUGGACAGUCUUAUCUUCUGACAUAUUGGUGUUCCUUCCUGCCGUAUUUUACUUUGUUCUAUCAUAUAGCGCUAGCCGCUCUCGCAGGCAUCAGAGUGAUGUAGCUUGGCUUGUGGCAAUGAUUUUACUGAAUCCAUGUCUUAUUGCAAUAGACCAUGGCCAUUUCCAGUUCAACAGUAUCAGCUUGGGUCUCACUAUUGGUGCUGUUGCAGCUGUUAUCUCCAGUAGAGAGCUGGUAGCUUGUACUUUGUUCACUCUUGCUUUGAGCCAUAAGCAGAUGAGUGCAUAUUUUGCUCCAGCAUUUUUCAGUCAUCUCCUUGGUAGAUGCUUAAGGCGUCGCAAUCCUUUCCUUGAAGUGUCAAAACUGGCCUUGGUUGUCAUUGGAACAUUUGCUGUAGUUUGGUGGCCAUAUCUGCAUUCAAAAGAAGCCUUUUUAGAAGUUCUGGCCCGUCUUGCUCCCUUUGAGAGGGGAAUUUAUGAGGAUUAUGUUGCCAACUUUUGGUGCACUACAUCAAUUCUAAUUAAGUGGAAGAAACUUUUUGAUAACCAGUCCUUGAGGCUUAUAAGCCUUGUAGCCACCGUGUCAACUUGUUUGCCUUCAAUGGUUCAGCAGAUAAAGGAUCCAAGCAACAAAGGAUUCCUCUAUGGCUUACUUAAUAGUUCCUUCUCAUUUUACUUGUUUUCAUUUCAAGUCCACGAGAAGUCAAUUUUACUGCCUCUUCUGCCAGCAAGUCUAUUGGCUCUUGAAGAACCUUUGGUUUUCAGAUGGUUAACUCAUUUUGGGUUAUUCUCGAUGUUUCCACUCCUAUGUCGUGACCGGCUUGUUUUGGCAUACAUCGCACUCUUCUCUCUCUUCUACCUCCUCUUUUAUGCUCCCAGGAAGAAAGACUCAGGGAAGAUCAGAUCAUUUUUCACCUUCAAAUCAUUAGUCACGAGCCUUCUUGUUUUUUGCUCAUUCGUGCUCCACGUAGUUUACAUGAUUAUGGAUCCUCCAAAAAGGUAUCCUUUCCUAUUUGAAGCUAUGAUUAUGUCUGUUUGCUUCUCCCAGUUUGUUUGGCUCGCUCUUUAUACCAAUACGAAGCAAUGGCAGCUGCAUAAACAGCCUACUUCAUUAGAAAAGGAUAAGAAACUUCGUUGAUCUCGUUUAUGAUGGAUUGUUUCUAAUAUUACAUGUAACAUGCCUUUUUAAUGAUAUAUUGUUGAUGAAUUUAAGUUUAAGCGUUACAGAUAUUUCUGAUUUGGAGCAUCAGGUUUUUGAUUUUUAUGAUUUCUUUGUACAGACAUACCCUUGUUUCUUUAGUUCCAGACAAUUUAUUGACAGUGUACUAGGCUUAUCAUCUUGUAUGAAAUUUCUAUUCCAUGUA